Molecule: messenger RNA, 1425 nt
Organism: Trichoderma reesei QM6a
Lineage: Eukaryota; Fungi; Ascomycota; Sordariomycetes; Hypocreales; Hypocreaceae
Exons: 4
Coding region: 1-1425 (474 amino acids)
Biological process (GO): regulation of DNA-templated transcription
Molecular function (GO): DNA binding; DNA-binding transcription factor activity
Source: RefSeq, a predicted model, not a curated record
AUGAGCAUCUCGGCCGUUGAGUGUGACUGCGAGCCCUACGAGUCCUGCGUCAAGAUUGUUCAGCACGUCGCCCACGGCCAUAAUGGACAAAGUACAAGAGCACCGGCAAAGGUGCAGCUGACGCCCCGAACCUCGACGUACCAAUUUGAGAGCCCGGAGACCACAAGAGUCACGCAUCGCUUGCAUCCCACUGAGCAUACUUUUGAAGAGAUUCAAGUCAAGACGGUCACAGCCGCCACUGGAAGACGGCCAGACAGCCAUAUUAACUUCCAGUUUGUUGUUGAGCUAUGGGCCGACUUGGGCUCACAGCAUCCUGCACGCUUCUUCAAGGUGGCCUUCAAAAAUUCGGUCACGGUAUCUCUAAGAGGACUACUCUCGCGUACGAUUGACCUCUCGUCUAGUGUCCAUGGUAAGGGACGGCAGGCGGGUCUAUCACCCAUCCGGGCUACGAGGAGGCUCCAGCGCGAUCUGCCGCACAGCAGCCUACUAUCAUGGUUCAGAAGGGGUUUCCGGCCCCGGCCUAGGCUUAGGCCAGGGCAUAGAAGAAUUGAAUGGACUUGCGACUGCGGAGUAGACCUAUAUGGCGACUUUUCCCAGGAAGAGCCAUCAGACCUGGAUGCCCUAGAAGCAUCACUUCGGUCUCCCGCCCGACAAAACACGUCGCCCGAGAAUGAGUCGCCAGACGCUGAAGUCAUCGGAGGAACGCCGUCAAAUUCACUACAAAGCAACUUGAGCUUAUGGACCGCAGGGACAGCAGCUUCCCUGACCCUCACCGUGGCAUCCAGCGUCGAGCUGCACUCGAGAUUUCUCGCCCUCUGCGUCAACACGGGGGGAAUGUACAAGAAGCUGGCCGAGCUUGAUACGACACGCAUCAAGUCUGACAGCGAGGCCUUUUCUCUGAUGAAGCAGGCGUAUCUCGAGCAUCGGGGGCUGCGAUCCCGAUUAAGCCUGCUUAUAAAGCCGGUGACAGUUGAGUUUGUCCGUUUCACCCUCUGGAACCUCCGCCACGGCUACGUCUCCAUCACCGACCGCCCAAACUCCAUGCCCCCCAAGACCGCCAUCGACUACGACUUUAUACCCCAGCCCAUGCCCCCUCAGGUCUUCAUCCACUACCUCUUGCACGGUGACGGCGACCUCAGCCCCAACCGGCAUACCUGGCUGCCGCGUCUGCCCCAGCGGCUCAACGGCAAGGUCCUGCACUGCGGCGAGGCGGCCGAGGGCUGGGGCAUCCACGUCGUCGAGGGGCCGAACCGUGUGGCCAUCUUCUGGGUCAUAAUUUUGACCGCUUUGGCGGGUGUGCUGAUGAGCGCCUUAUGGUCUUCAAUUAGGGGAGACAUUCAGGGGGGUAUGGGGCUUGGGGCGCUCAUCGUGGCGCUGCCUUCGGUCCUUAUGACUGCUUUUCUGUUUCGCCUGGAGGCGAUAUGA